Messenger RNA from Hippocampus zosterae (dwarf seahorse), 2813 nucleotides. It is a transcript of the gene capn10, whose product is annotated as calpain 10. The transcript is spliced from 14 exons. The record is from RefSeq and is a predicted model, not a curated record. Bases 621 to 2633 code for a protein of 670 amino acids. NCBI's taxonomy places the organism in Eukaryota, Metazoa, Chordata, Actinopteri, Syngnathiformes, Syngnathidae. Gene Ontology annotation, biological process: proteolysis. Gene Ontology annotation, cellular component: cytoplasm. Gene Ontology annotation, molecular function: calcium-dependent cysteine-type endopeptidase activity.
GACAUACAUGUAUCAUGGAAUGCCAUUUCAGGUUUACAUUUUUUAAAAUUACACUAUAUUAACAUGAUCAUCAAGACAACCAACCAGAUGCCCGUUUAAACCAGAGUUGUUUCUUAUUAAUAAUAUCAGAAUCUUUAAAAUCUCUACUUUUGAAAAUGUUUCGAAAGUACUGUAUAUCCCGACAAAAAUGACUGAAAAAUCAUUCUACUUUUAUUUCAACCGUAUUUAAAAGGUAAAACGACGACCUCCUGCGAUGUCUUUUGGUGGAACAUGUCAUAAACCACACCAACGGUAGGUGGCAGCGGUGUCGAACAGAACAGGAAGGAUGCGCUUGAACGCACAGUCCGACCGGAAGUGAUUUUAUUUUGACACUUUUUGUUGACGCUCAGUGACGUAACGCGGCACUCUUAUGAUUUAACACAAAUCACACAUUGUUGUACAAUCUCCUAAAUCAUAACAAGAUGAGUCUGUGUGGACAUAGUGUAUCAUUUCCAGUGUACAGGCUCACACUAGUUAGCCGCCAUGAUGACAUGACGACGAGGGAGAAGAUGCUCGAAGCAGUGAAACGGUAUUGAAGGCGGUGAUGGUUGAGAAGACUCAACAUAGAGCAGGUUGGAGCCAUGAGGGCAGGAAAAAGGACAGCUUGUGGUGAUGGAGGUGGUCUCUUCGAGGACCCGGACUUCCCCCCCGAUGACUCCUCGGUGUUCACUGACGGCUCCACGCCCAUCUCCAGACUGCAAGGCCACAUCGUUUGGCUUCGUCCACAGGAGAUCUGCCAGUCACCAGUUGUAUUCCCCGACAACAUCCGCCUGAGUCAUGCCAAGCAAGGCUUGCUGGGAGACUGUUGGUUUCUGUGUGCUUGCUCCGCGCUGCUCAAGAACAGACACCUUCUGGACAAGGUCUUUCCUCCCCACCAGCCAUUGUGGAGUGACAGCAAGUACAGAGGAUCUUUUCACUUUCGCUUUUGGGAGACGGGACACUGGACGGAGGUGACCAUCGAUGACCGCCUGCCUUGCGUUGAUUCGGCUCUCUGCUUCUCCCGCUGCCACGCCCCCUCUGCCUUCUGGGUGGCUCUGCUGGAGAAGGCCUACGCCAAACACCGCGGCUCAUAUGAGCAGUUGUGGGCCGGGCAGGUGUCUGAGGCCAUCGUGGACCUGACUGGGGGUCUUGCAGAGUGCUGGAGUUUGUCUCACUUUGGUUCAGAGGAGGAGGAGGAGGAGGAGGAGCAUCACCACAAUGGGGCCACGAGAAAAAGGCUUAAACUGGACUUCAUAUGUACAUUGAGAGCGACUUGCGCACUCAGUUGCUCCACUCAAAGCAUCCCAGGAGGAGACGGCGUGCCGGGCCAGCACCACGCCAUGGCUGUGAUGGAGUGGCUGGAUGUGAAGACGCUCACAGGAAGCCCAGUGCGACUCUUCAGGGUCAGAAACCCCUGGGGGAGAUGCUGCUGGGGAGGAGCCUGGACAGAGGGUGGUGCGGGAUGGCGGUCGCUCGAUUCAGCCGAUGCUCUGGACAUCCAAGCCAAAGCGGCACAGGGGGACUUCUGGUUGGAGGAGUCGGAAUUCCUGUCCCACUUUGAUGAUGUCACAGUCGGCUACCCGAUCAAUGAGGAGGGACACCUGCAAAGUAUCUACACUGGAAAUCCGCUGCCACACCGACACCACCUUCCUGGACGCUGGGUAAAGGGCCUCUCCUCCGGUGGGAGUCGAAACAGCAGCAGCUACGGCACCAACCCAAAGUUCUGGCUCAACAUGCGCGAGAACGGCGAGGUCGUCGUCUCUCUGCUGCAACACGGAAAGCCCAGACGACCUUCGGACGCGGCCCUCAAGGGCGACGCGAGGCGCCGGCGCGACCGGGCCAUUGCACUACACAUGUGGAAGGUGGACGAGAAACGUUUGAAUCUGAGCCGUACUUUGAACAAACCGCCGCGUGCUUCUACUCGCUGCCACGCACACCAGAGGGAGGUGGUGCUCCACGAGCGACUGGAGCCCGGACACUACCUCAUGAUCCCCAGCACCUACCAGUCAGGAGCGGAGGCCCGCUUCCUCAUCAGGGUCUUCUCCUCCUCUACCUCGUCCGUCAGUGCCCUGAAGAGGCCGGCACCUCCCCUGCCAUUGCCUACGGACGGAGAGUGGGAGACCAAUCACUUCCGGGGCUCGUGGGUGGAGGGAAGGUCCGCCGGAGGAAGCAGGAACUUCCCCUCCCACGCGCAGAACCCCCGCUUCCCAUUUACCGUUUGUGACGAGCCAAUUUUGCCGGGCCUCAACGUCAAGGUGAAUCUAUCCCAGAGCCGCAGCCAAAGCGAUCUGCUCCCCAUCGGCUUCCAUAUUUAUAAGAUACCAGCCAGGAAGCAAAGUCUUUCCAUCGCCGGCGAGGACCCCGUUGCCAGUUGCGUUCCCCACUGCUACACUCAGGAUGUCAGCUUGUCCUGCACUCUUCCACUUGGAGCUUACCUCAUCGUACCGUCCACGUACCAGCCCAACUGCGCCGCAGACUUCACCAUCAGCCUUGCGCGACCAAUACACAGGAGAGUCGUGAAAAGUCAAGAGAAGUUGGGAAGAGCCAUUCAGGAGGUGUCUCACAUCUCUAUGAUGCAAAGCUCGCCUUUAGCCUCGUCUUCGCUGCUUCACUGAGGUCGGCCGUAUGAUGAAAGGACUCCCCACUGAUAUGAAUGCGUGUGCACAUGUGCACUGUGACUCAGUGGGAAUGUGCGAGUUGAGGGGGGGGGGGCGCUCCCCUUCAUACCAAAAUGCUCAGGCUCAAUGCCAAUAGGCGGCAAGGCACUCAUUGGCCAUUAGGACAUCAGAGGGGUU